Messenger RNA from Paramuricea clavata, 869 nucleotides. The record is from the annotation of a GenBank genome assembly. Lineage: Eukaryota; Metazoa; Cnidaria; Anthozoa; Malacalcyonacea; Plexauridae.
AAAUCCCACGUGAUAGUGAGUUCGAAUGGAUCGUGGUCGAACCAGGUACAGGGGAGUUUGUGGUAAUAAAGCCCAGACAAGCAAAGGGAGUAUCUUCUCAUCCGGACAGUUCAACUAACGAAGAGCGACCAGCCAUUGAUGAACAGCAAGUCGGUACCGAUUCAGCUGAUAGCUAUUUGUUUUCCUGCCCAGAAGACGGUUGCAUAAAAUCCUAUAUGACUCAUGGGCGUCUGAAGCAACACCUGAUGUAUGGGAGACACAAUUUUCGACAAAACCAGAAUGUUCUUUUAUUGGACAGGGUAAAGAUAAGCUACGCAGACCGUCUGGAAGAGGAGAGAGGGGGACAAUCAUUAAUUACAAUGACAGGCUUGACAGAAGUGGGUACAACGUAUGUUUCAGAAGGACGGGCUGGUCGGGACCUCAAAAAAAACAGGCCACUGGUCCCGCGCAAAACAGAGAACAUUCCUGGAGAACAAAUUUAACGAUGGUGUAAAAACGGGCGUGAAGGAGAACCCAGAUAACGUGUCAGAGGAAAUGCGACAACAGAAAAUCAGAAUGGGAAACGAGUCUUUACCGUUGUCGUAGAGUUUCUUCGUCCCCAGCAGAUAUCGUCGUUUUUCUCUAGAAUGGCAUCAAAGAGAAAAGGUGCGACAGAAUCGGAUGACGAAGCAGAAGAAUUCACGAGGCACCAAGCUGAGGUGAACUCGAACGUGCUAGAAACUUUAAAGCAGGAUGUAGCUCAUCCUGUGUUGUUUUCAGGCAAAAGCCUGUGCCAAUUGACAAAAGAAGAAAUCGGCAACCUGAAAAUCACCCAACUGCGUUCCAUGACCAGUCAUUUUGGCAUCAGCGUUAAAGGGCGAGCGAAGGCG